CCCCCUUUGGUUUCUGCAAGUCUGUGUGCUGUCUGCUGUGUGCUGUUUGCUGUGGAUGAGGUUCCCAUGUGGCAACCUCCUCCUCCUCCUCCCCUCCUCUCCCUUUCCUCCGCCUCCUUUCCCCUCCCCUCCCCUCCCCUUCCCCGGAUCAGCUGUACUGCACUCAUCAGAUAUUUCUCCCCCCAAAUUUUCUUCGCUCUCGAAAUCUCCUCCUGUCUCGCUGAGCGCUCUUGCGGUCGGCCUCGGCCUCGGCCCCGGUUUUCGCGCAAAGCUCGGAUUUUUGCCGCAAAGCUCGGGGAUUUAAUUCGGAGGUCGAUCGGGAUUCGUGGUGGGUCUUCUCCGCGAGGUGCGCGCGCGGGGGCCCGACAGGAUCAGGCCAUCGAGUCCUCGUCAUCGUCGUCGUCUUCUUCUAAACUUGUCCAUGGCCAUGGCCGGUGCCGUGCUGCUGCUUGAGUGCUACUAGCGACGGAUUGCGAGAUGAGGCGGGGAGGCGGCAAGGAUGAGGCGGCGGAGAAGGUGAUGGGGCCUCUCUUCCCUCGCCUCCACGUCAACGACACCAUCAAGGGCGGCCCCCGCGCGCCGCCCAGGAACAAGAUGGCGCUCUACGAGCACUUCAGCGUCCCCUCACACCGCUUCGCCACCAACGCCACAGCGCCCGCGCCGCCAUGGCAAGCGCACCGCCCUGCCGGUGGCUCUGGCGGCGCGGCGACCUCCACUGUGCCAUCCACGUUGCCCAGCCAGGUUGGCGGGGACGAUAGACCCCUCUUCCCAUCAUUUUGUGUGCCUUCAACUGAACCUGUUCGUUCUUCAGAUCAUAUGAAUACCAACUCCAAUAGGCUGGCUGGCAACGCUACAAGAGCAGAAUCUGGGAGGCAAUCCACACAGCUUAAGAGCAAGGAUACAUAUGCUGCAGGAUCAGUUGCGGAGUGUAGUUCACAACAUAAAGAGAACAAUAAGAAUUCUUCCAGGAAGAAGUUGACUAACGAUGAUGAUUUCACAGUUCCUUCUGUCUUAUAUUCUGGAAUACCUCCACAUUCCACUCGAGAAAAAGUGGUUACCCAAGAAAAGUUCACACCCUUCCCCACCACAAGUCCAUAUAAGACUGGGCCUACAAUGUCUAAAUCGUCUGCAAAGGGUUUGAAUGCUGACAAGAGACACUUGGAAGGAAUCAAUGUUUCUGAUGCGAAAUCGAGGGAGUCCCCAAGUAUUAAGGAGAAAGAACCAGCAAAAACGGUGAUAGACUUGGAAAUCGAAGAGAGAACUUCAUCAUUUCAAACAUGUAAAGAGAAGUUGGGGAGACCAGACCCAGAGGUAUCUUCAUAUAGGGACAGGUUGAGCAAUUUUGAUGGUGCUGAUAAGCAACAUUCUGAAAUUGAAGGUUAUCAGGUGAGAAGUGGGGAGAAUGCUGUUGAGACCCAGAACCCUCCAAAAAAUGGAACUCUGCCAUCCUCUAAAUCAUAUACUGAUAUGGAAUUGAAUGGUAAUUCUAAUCUAUUGGACCAUGGCUUAAAAGAGACAGGUGAGAAGAGGAAAAGGUCACAUCACGAUGUGGAGCAAAGGGAUGAUUUGUCUGAUUCCUCAGUAGAAUCUCUACCUGGAAUGGAGAUUUCUCCAGAUGAUGUUGUCAGUGCUAUUGGUCCAAAGCAAUUUUGGAAAGCUAGGAGAGCUAUUGUCAAUCAACAGAGGAUUUUUGCUGUCCAAGUAUUCGAGCUGCAUAGGUUGAUCAAAGUGCAGAAGAUGAUUGCGGCAUCUCCACAUCUACUUAUCGAGGGAGAUCCAUGCCUUGGCAAAGCCUUGGUGGCGAGCAAGAAAAAGCUGGCUGGAGGAGAUGUGGAAAAGCAGCUUCCAUCUGCUAAAAACAACAAUGAUGUACAACCAACGCUGCAGCAGCUAGAGUACUCAAAGGAUAACACCGAUGGGAACCAGCCUUCACCAUCUCAAGAUGAUGUAGCUGGAGUCCAACAUGAUAAUCAAGCUGCUACAAAUGGUGUCAAUAGCAGUAAUCCUCCCGCAAUGCCUACCUCUGACAACAAGCAGACCAGUUGGUGCAUUCCUCCACCACCUCCGAAUCAGUGGCUUGUUCCUGUCAUGUCUCCGUCUGAAGGACUUGUCUACAAACCUUAUACCGGGCCCUGCCUUCCGGCAGGAAGUUUCUUGGCCCCAUUUUAUGCCAGCUGCACUCCUGUAAGCCUCCCAUCCACAGCUGGAGAUUUCAUGAAUUCGCCAUACGGUAUUCCUAUGCCGCAUCAGCCGCAACACAUGGGUGUUCCUGUUCCUCCACCCAUGCCACCGAUGUACUUCCCACCUUUUAGCAUGCCGGUGAUGAACCCGGCAGCCUCAGCCUCUGCAGUUGAGCAAGCGAGGCAUGUUGCUGCCUCACAGCCUAAUGGACACAAAGAACAGCAUUCAAUAAGCUCGUGUAGCAUGUCUCACUUGAGGAGCGAAGCAGUGUCAGCUGGCAUUUGGAGAUUCCACGCAUCAAGAGACAGUGAGCUGCAAGGCAGUAGUGCUAGCAGUCCUUUGGGCAGGCUGCAAGGUGAAGGGAGGUCUGGUCCUGCGCCACCCUUUCCUGCAUCUUCAGCUGGAAACGGGCAACCUGAACCCUCCUCUGGGAGCAGGGACAAUACCGGCCGCAUCAUUAGGGUUGUUCCACACACUGCCCGUACUGCCUCAGAAUCAGCAGCGCGGAUUUUCCAGUCAAUACAGAUGGAGAGACAACAAAAUGACUUGUAACCCACAACUGUAUCCUGUAUGUGAUUACUUGAUUUGGUAGACUUAGCCGAGAGCUUAGACAAUUAGUGCUAGUUUCUGUAUUAUUUAGUACCAGUAAUAGCAGUUACAUAUUAUCGGCAUUAACUGUAAAUAUGCGCACAAAGGCUCUGUCAGAAUCAUGGCCUUGUAUCUGUCUGUAGCUAUGUUGGUUUAUGCUGUAUACAGAAACUGGGAUUUUGUACUUAUGAAAUGUUCUUCUUUAUGCUGGCUGC
Messenger RNA from Phragmites australis (common reed), 2984 nucleotides. Its product is annotated as ELF3-like protein 2. The coding region runs from base 478 to 2733 and encodes 751 amino acids. Gene Ontology annotation, biological process: regulation of photoperiodism, flowering. Lineage: Eukaryota; Viridiplantae; Streptophyta; Magnoliopsida; Poales; Poaceae. The transcript has 4 exons. The record is from RefSeq and is a predicted model, not a curated record.